This is a messenger RNA of Syngnathus typhle (broad-nosed pipefish), 2735 nucleotides long. Its product is annotated as sickle tail protein homolog. The transcript is spliced from 7 exons. Lineage: Eukaryota; Metazoa; Chordata; Actinopteri; Syngnathiformes; Syngnathidae. Gene Ontology annotation, cellular component: cytoplasm. The record is from RefSeq and is a predicted model, not a curated record. The coding region runs from base 309 to 1247 and encodes 312 amino acids.
UGGAUGACCUGAUUGGAGCAUAAGCAGCAGCCCAGGAAGUAAGAAAGCGAGCGAGCGAGAGAGAGAGAGACAGACAGAGAGAGGGGAGGCAGUGGAAGUUGGGAAAAGAAGCGGAAAAAGUUUUUGGGACUGUUGCGUUUGGACGCUUAAUCUUAAAGCAGUCUAUCCUGGGGCGAGGGAGGCUGGGGGGGGGAGGGCCUAUCUCAAGCCCCCCCCUUUUUGUCCACGUGAGCUGCUCCUGGAAUCUCAAAGCAAGCCAGCCAGCGAGCAGCCAGUCAGAGGGUCAACCGGAGAUCCGUGCCCCCGCAAUGGAGGAAGAAAUGCCCGAUGAAGAUUGUUCCUUUGUGGAAGAGCAGACCAAGAGCAACCUCAGGGUCACCUCCCCGGAGGACGCCGCGCGCAGGCAGGCCUCGCCAAAUGGGCUGCCCGCUUCCAGGGCAGCAGACGCCAAAGAUCGCACCGUCCCGCGGAGACACACGUUAGGGGGCGCCCGCGGUAGCCGAGAGAUCCUGGCCAUGCAGCCGCCUGACAUGGACAAGAAGAGGGAGGCCUUCCUGGAGCACCUCAAGUACAAGUACCCCCACCACGCGUCGGCCAUCUUGGGCCACCAGGAAAGGCUGCGGGAGCAGUCUCUGCAGGCCAUGCUCUCCUCCCUGCGCUCGGAGCUGGACGUUCAGAGCUACCUGAUGACCAUCCGCUCGCCCGCUCGCACAAGCAGAAGCCCCAAGCACUGCCCCAGCCCGCAGCCCGGCGUGGACGCCGACCACCUCUCCCUCACCUCCUUGGACUCGCUGGAGGCCAUGUCCGAGGCAGACGCGCCAAUGGGCUUCACCCGGGGCAGCCGGGUCCGCGCCAGCCUGCCCGUGGUGCGAUCCGCCAACCAGACCAAAGAUCGCUCGCUCGGCGUGCUCUACUUGCAGUACGGCGACGAAACUAAGCAGAUCCGCAUGCCCAACGAGAUCACCGGCAUCGACACGGUGCGAGCCUUGUUCGUCGGCGCCUUCCCGCAGAUGCUCACCAUGAAGAUGUUGGAGUCGCCCAGCGUGGCCGUCUACGUCAAGGACGACAUGAGGAACGUCUACUACGAGCUCAGCGACGUCAGGAACAUCACGGACCACUCCUGCCUGAAGGUGUACCACAAGGACCCGGCGCAGGCCUUCAGCCACGGGCCCCGGCCGGCCAAUGGCGACGCCAGGGUGAGCGGGCGCCCGCCCGGCCCAUUUUCUUCCCUGGAACUGAUUUUCUGAUCCUUUCAUACGUAUCUUGAUACAAUACGCUGCUUGUUUCUUCUUUGUUGUUUUGAGGGGUGGGAUCGCCAUUUCAAUUGUUUUCAGUCGGAAAAUGUGAUCAAUUUCAUGGUGUCUGUACUCCUUUCCUCUUGUCCUGCAAGUUUAAAUUGUGAAAGAAAAUUGCAUACUAUAUUUUACAGCAGGCAGUAAUGGUUACGUAAAAGGCAGGCCGGCAGGCAGGUAGGCAGGCAGGCCGGCAGGCAGGUAGGCAGGCAGGUAGGUAGGGCAGCUUGCAAACAACACUUUCUUAUCCUCAUUCACUGGAAGAUGGGUGUCGCGAUAGCUCUGUCACUCUUUAACCCGUGUGCGCUUGAACCAGAUGCAAAAGUUACGUGUGGAUGAGACGUGCGUGUGUGUCAAUGCAUUGCAUCAUGAUACUAACCGGCAUUUCGUACCACGUACAGUCGUACAUCCAAGGGGACACUGGUAAGUUGAAAGAGAAGCCCUAAUUGAAAGCAAAUGUUUGUCAUUUGCCAAGCGCUGCUCCUUUCUGUGAUCUCCAAGCUUUGAGAGAUUUAUGCGUAUUGUGCAGCGAGGUAGCCAAACACGGCUCGGAAAUUCAAUCUUUUUUUUACCAUUAUUUGUUGUGUUCUAUGUGUUGUCCGCUCUCUCUCCCUGCAUGCGAGUUUUCCUGACAAUUUGAAAAGCACUUAAGUUGAAGUACAAACAAAUGGAAAACAAGGCUGGUAAAAGCAGCAACUUAAAAGGCGUCGGCCGCUGUGCUCGUCACACCUCUCCCUUUUGUCAAUCUCAUGAGAAAUGGAGGCCUCAAAAAACAAAACCGAAAAGAUACCUGGAGCCCAAGUGAACUUUGCAUUUGGCUUUGGCUUCCUAUGAGUCGGGCUUUUAGUAUGUGUGAUUAAUAGCUUGUUUGUUUGUCUGUCUGUCAGGAAGAGUGUUGACUUUGCACUGCGACACAAUUCUAGUUUUUUUUAUUUAUUUUUUGCUCGGCACUCCACAUAACUUCCCUCAAGUUUCACAUGAAGACUUGCUGUAUUUUUUUUUCAGGUCCAUCUGCUCAAUAUUUUGUUCCCGCCCAUAAUCGACCCCCUUUUUUUUUUUUUUUUUACCCCUACCAGCCCGAGCACGGGGUGUGAUCUAUUGCCCUGUUUGAGGGCAACCUCACUCCGGCGGCCCCAAAUUAGCUGACGGCUGAAAUGUUGUCGCAGAUUAACCUCUCGGGCCGCAGCGGUGUUAUUGCUUGGCCGGGGCCCGUGGGCGCAAGCGAGCGAGCGCGUACCCGGCCGGCCGCUGGGAGCUUUGCCAGCGUGUCUGGAAAAUGUGCUGACAACAGCGCUUUUGUCGUAAAAAGCAACAGUGUCAAAAAUGAGCUGGGUGAAUGUUUUUGUUUCAAGGGCAGUUUCCGGAAACUCCGGAUUUAUACGGGACACAAGCCAGAGCGGCACUCGGCAAGCGUAAGGAGCAGAAUUUGGAGGGGCGCCGACU